GCUGUGUCUUGGGGCCUCGAACGACAACAGGCCAGUAGCGCCGUGUCUACAUGGGGCAUUGAGAAUGUGUUAGUAGAGGAGAAACAGCAGCAGUUCGUAUCUUUACCAUGCGGUUUGCUGUUCUCCAUCAACAUCAACUGGUUCUCACCAAUAAAGCGCUUGCAUGCGUACUCUACCAGCGCCAUUUAUGUCAUCAUUCUCAACAAUCCCAGAUCCAAGCAUUUCUUGGCCCAAGAAAUGUUACUGUACUGUGUCAUCCCAGGGCCUCAUAAACCAACCUUGGAGCAACUGAAUGAGAUCAUGGAGCCACUUGUCAAGGAAUUUCAGGAGCUAUACAAAGGCGAGUGCAUGGUUUGCGUAAGCGGGAAGGAGAAAACAGCCAUUAAUGGACUGACCUUUCUUCAAGCAGGUGUUGCCAUCAUUUGGAAAACCACCCCCUUGUAUUAA
Messenger RNA from Heterobasidion irregulare TC 32-1, 447 nucleotides. RefSeq lists its product as uncharacterized. The annotation marks the transcript as partial. NCBI's taxonomy places the organism in Eukaryota, Fungi, Basidiomycota, Agaricomycetes, Russulales, Bondarzewiaceae. The transcript has 2 exons. The record is from RefSeq and is a predicted model, not a curated record.